UUUGCUUUAACAGACCAUAAAGACAAACGUGAUUGGCACCCUGAACAUGCUAGGACUUGCCAAGCGAGUUGGUGCCAGGAUUUUACUUACAUCAACCUCAGAGGUAUAUGGAGAUCCUCUUGUGCAUCCCCAGCCAGAAAGCUACUGGGGAAAUGUUAACCCAAUUGGAGUUCGGAGCUGCUAUGAUGAGGGGAAGCGUGUAGCUGAGACCUUGAUGUUUGAUUAUCACAGGCAGCAUGGGAUAGAAAUUCGCAUUGCUAGAAUCUUCAACACAUACGGGCCACGCAUGAAUAUUGAUGAUGGGCGGGUGGUCAGCAAUUUCAUAGCCCAAGCAAUUCGUGAUGAACCAUUGACGGUCCAACAUCCCGGAACCCAAACUCGCAGUUUCUGUUAUGUUUCUGACAUGGUUGAUGGCCUUAUUCGUCUAAUGGAAGGAGAGAACACCGGGCCAAUCAACAUUGGAAAUCCAGGUGAAUUUACCAUGCUUGAACUUGCCGAGACAGUAAAGGAGGUGCUUCGGGCAAUCAUGUUAGACGAGAAUAAAUUACAGGAAGUCAUGCUAGGACUAGCAGCACAUGCUUUUGAAUUCAUGACUUCUCAAGAGUCGAGCAUCAUGUUUGAGAGAGAAGGAACUGAGGCUGAAUUGGGUGAUAAAUUAGUCCACAUUCUGAAGUAGCACCACUAUCCACCAAUUAAAAUUUCAAGAAUAAGGAGGUUUACCAUAGAGUUGGUGAUAUGGAUGAUGAGAGAUAAUGUAACAAAUGUUCGUAUUUUCAAGAAUUUGGGGAUGGAGAAGGUGUUGGAGGCUCUCUUGCAGACCAAAGCAGAGCUUGAAAGCUUUAAUAUUUUCUCCGAUACUAUUGGAAUUAAUCGGCACAGCACAACAAUUCACUCACUCGUUGAAACUGCUUUGAAGUUGUUGGAGGGGUAAAAAUUCUUUGUAGUGGACAUGGAUACUCAAAUUCGCAGAUUAAUUUAUUUUGUAGACAUGCAUACAUGAAAGUUGCAGAAGGUUCUUUUUAUCUAUGUAAGGAGGGUGCGAUGUAAUUAUCUUAAAGUUAUGCCAAUUAACACAAUUCAUAAGUCUUUUACCAGCUGAAA
Molecule: messenger RNA, 1101 nt
Organism: Juglans regia (Persian walnut)
Lineage: Eukaryota; Viridiplantae; Streptophyta; Magnoliopsida; Fagales; Juglandaceae
Product: UDP-glucuronic acid decarboxylase 3-like
Exons: 8
Coding region: 47-676 (209 amino acids)
Biological process (GO): D-xylose metabolic process
Cellular component (GO): cytoplasm
Molecular function (GO): NAD+ binding; UDP-glucuronate decarboxylase activity
Source: RefSeq, a predicted model, not a curated record